This is a messenger RNA of Orussus abietinus, 11835 nucleotides long. RefSeq names its product calmodulin-binding transcription activator 2 (gene Camta). The transcript is spliced from 13 exons. Gene Ontology annotation, molecular function: double-stranded DNA binding; transcription coregulator activity; protein binding. Lineage: Eukaryota; Metazoa; Arthropoda; Insecta; Hymenoptera; Orussidae. Gene Ontology annotation, biological process: regulation of transcription by RNA polymerase II. Gene Ontology annotation, cellular component: nucleus. The record is from RefSeq and is a predicted model, not a curated record. The coding region runs from base 1875 to 5207 and encodes 1110 amino acids.
UCCAGAAGAAAGGGGCUCCUGAAGAGGAUUCGGCUGAUGAAGACUGGAGCUACAAAAAGGUCCAGGAUUUAGGACGCACGUGGACCUCGUCGAGAUCUGGUUCCAUUUAAAGAUCCAAGGAACUGAAUUGUUGUGGUUCGGGGAAAAGGUUCCUGGGAGGAUUUAUCAAGUGGAGUGCCUCCACACAGGAGCUAGGCUGGUCCGGACUUCUUUGUCAGGAAGUUUGGACGCUCAAGUAGGACCAUCGUCUGUUCAACGGUUAGGACCUCGUUUCUCUUUAAUUGUCCGCGCGUAAGGACUCGGCUCUCUCGUGGAUCUCAAAGGAGAGGAUUCCGUUUCUUUUUAGCAGUUCGCGAGGUUAAUGAGUACCAGUUGGAUGGGAUGCACACAGGACUCGGUCCAACCCGGGAGAACCUGGUCCAUGAGGUUUGGAAGCUCGACGUGGACGAAGACCGCCAAGGCCAAGAGCUAGGCUUCCGUUUAAUCCUACAUCGCUUAUAAAAUUUAUGGCUGGUGGAAGAACGUCCUUAAACGUUGUCGAGUGCGUGCACUUAGUACGUCAAGGCUCUUAAGAGCUCUAAUAAAAAAAAAAAACAAUUAGGAGAACUGUAAUCAUUGUUUUUUUUUUACACAAAAUCGUUGUAACUGAAAGAAGGCUCCAGCUGAUGUGUCGAUGAAGAACGCAGGAACUAGGAAGUCUUUCCACUGAGUUAAAAAUUGUGAAAGUCCUGGAUCGUCAGGAUCAGGGACAGGAUCCUUAGUUCAGGCUCCCUGCAACUGGAGAAGACUGGCUUGCGGUUAUCCAGGGAGUUGAAGUUUGGUCCAGGGAAGAAGACAUCUUGGGGAUGUCCUGCCGUCCCAAUCGCGCAGGUUCUCCAACUAUCCCUUCGGUUGGAAGCCACUCGGCGACCUUUAUCUUCGUUGUCCAGAAGCCCAACACCAAAGUGUCCUGACACGGGCAGAUCCCGCGAUCACCGGGUCCCUCUUUGUAUCCACUCUUCGUGUCGAGAGAUCCCCUUCUGGAAGUCCUUUUCCGGUUGGCAGACGCCGAACCAUCGCUGGAACCUCAUCAACCCUUUCGUCAACCUCGGAUCCUGGACAAUCGGUCGCAGGAUCGCGAGCCACCUUUUAUAACUCAACGAACCACUGCUCUCCGAAAGAUAAUACCCAGGACAUUCGUGUUCCAAGUUCGCCAGCGAUUUCGAGUCCUUCCGACAAUCCAAGAACCACGUUUCCCGGAGGAUCCUCCAGCUCGAAGACGAUCGACUUUCAGACAGAAGUCGAUCCGUGGCUGCGGACCGCCAUCCUAAUUUGGAGGCUCUCUUCAACUUCCAGCUCUUCAGACCAAACGAGAAGAGUCCCUGGUUCUUCUCUGGACAGUACUCCCUCGGAUUUGGGACACCUGAACACCCCUCACCUCCAAAUUAGGAAGAACGUAACGAGUCGUCAUCCACGUUUCCUUGGUUCCCAAGGGAAGUCGUUCGUCCUGAAAUUCCUGGCUCUAACAAGGAUCUCGUAUCCCGGACGUGAUCUCUCCAGAACUUGACUUGGAUUUACUGGCUGGUUCUUCAUCGAGGAAGCUGCCGAACGAAGAUCAGCUCCCAGGAUAAAUCCGGCGUUUCUUGACGUCUGCUUCUUCCUACUGGAGUCCACUUUUCCGGGGCAUCCCCUCGACCUGCCGUCCGUAUUUUGCAUCUUAUCGGGGGUCCUUGCUCAGGAAAAUGUGAACCGUCCUCGUCUUCGCCUCGUCUCGUCCCUCUUCGUGGCCUCUCUUCUCGCCGCCUCUGUCUCACUUGACCUCACCUCGGAAGAAAUGAUAGGCAGCCCUUGCUAAUCGAACGGUCCCUCUGUUAUCACCAAGUGAGCGGAUUAUCAUGGCGGGGUACGAUCACGCGAGUCAACAGCGCGUUGUUUACCAUGCAACUUAUCCAACACCACUUGCACCAAAUGGAGACCCGAUUAAGCUACCCGAGAAUCUGGAAACGUUACCACGAGCCGAGCACUUCCCUACCCAAAGGCAUCGAUGGAACACCAACGAGGAAAUCGCGGCGAUUUUGAUCAGUUUCCAACGGCAUGUCGAGUGGCAAAGUCGGGAGGUCAAGGUGCGCCCCAGGAGCGGCUCGAUGCUCCUCUACUCCAGGAAGAAAGUGCGCUACCGAAGGGAUGGGUACUGCUGGAAGAAGAGGAAAGAUGGCAAGACCACUCGGGAGGAUCACAUGAAGCUAAAGGUCCAAGGAGUGGAGUGCAUCUAUGGGUGCUACGUCCACUCGGCGAUUUUGCCGACGUUCCAUCGCCGGUGCUACUGGCUCCUGCAGAACCCUGACGUGGUCCUGGUCCAUUAUCUGAACGUCCCCUACCCAGACGGGGACGCGAAGUUGGCGGCCCUACCGUCCUGCCUUGCCUUGCCACCCGACAAGAAGGAAUGGACUCGGGACGAGUUGGCCUCCCAGCUGAGGCCCAUGUUCCUGGGUGGAGACGAGGACCCCAAUGACCCUCACUUGGGCCAGCACUCGUCGCAUCCGGUGGACAUGAUUGUCACCCAGCUGCUGGACCGCCAGAGAGCGUCAUCAACCACGGGAACAGGUGCCGCCCAGCUCGCUCCCAGAAGACUCACCCCAGACAACCAGGUGACUUCGACGACCGGGGGUCAACAGCAAGCAACAACGGCGUCGUCAGCUCCCCGGGUGUACUCGCGACAUUCCCACACGACCCAAGGACAACAGGCUACUCCUUUGGUCCUGAGCCUGCAACAGAUUCAAGGCGGAGGUGGGUUGUUGAUCCUGAAUAGUCAACCCUACCACCACCAGCAGCAACAGCAGCAGCAACAGCAGCAGCAGUCCCAACAAGCGCAGCACCAGCACCAGCAGCAGCAGCAGCAGGCUCAGGCCCAGCAGCAGAGUCAGCAGGUGGACAUGCAGCAGGUGGCGGAUCAGCAACAACUGGUCCAGCAAACGAACGUCGACAGAGAGCAGCAAACCCAGCAAGAGAUCGAUGCCCAGGAUGGUUUGGAUAGGUCGUCCGUCCCGUCUCUACCUACCCCCGGGAGCGGAACCAGCGUUGCCGAUUUCCCGGAGAGUCUUGACCUCAGCCAGGAGGAGAUCCAGAGGACCCUGUCAGGCAACAUGGUCCCUCCGUCGCCGUCCACCUCCCCUGGGGACAACGACAUGAUCAACCCGAUGGACUUCAUCGACUCCUCGGACGACGUGCUCAUCAAUCUCGAUGCCUUCGACGUGUUCAGCGACUUGCCGGAGCUUCAUGAUUUCGAGGCCGAGCAGGUCAAGGCUGAUGACCACGCUGACAACGACGCUGCUUGCCACCCAGGGACUACAGUACACAUCGCGGAAUACAGCCCUGAGUGGAGCUACACCGAAGGCGGCGUCAAGGUGUUGGUUGCUGGACCAUGGACCGGUGGCAGUGGGUCUCAGUCGUACUCGGUGCUCUUCGACGCUGAACCGGUGGAGGCGUGUCUGGUGCAGCCUGGGGUGCUGAGAUGCAGAUGCCCAGCUCAUGUACCUGGCGUGGCGUCCCUUCAAGUAGCCUGUGAUGGCUUUGUUGUAUCUGACAGCGUUGCCUUCGAGUAUCGACGAGCUCCAGCAACCGAGCCAAGUCCGGAACGAGCUCUGCUGGAUCGCUUGGCUGAUGUGGAAGCCAGGCUCCAGGGUCCGGGGCCACCGUCACCGGCUGCACACCUUGAAGAACGUCUUGUCGCGUAUUGCCAGGAUGCCGUUGUCCGACCUUGGCGAGCUGGAGCCGAACCUCUCCAGUCAGGAGGCCCCACGUUGUUGCACCUGGCAGCUGGACUUGGCUACUCUAGACUGGCUUGUGCACUUCUCCACUGGCGAGCUGAGAAUCCUAGCAGUGUGUUGGAUGCUGAAGUUGAUGCUCUCAGGCAAGAUGGAGCAGGUCUGACGCCUCUUGCUUGGGCCUGUGCUGCUGGACAUGCCGAUACAGCCAGGAUCCUCUAUCGGUGGAACGCCAUGGCUCUUCGCGUCAGGGACUGCCAAAACCGGACAGCGACCGAACUGGCCGCUGAAAACGGGCAUGCCGCGAUUUCUGAGGAAUUGAACCGUCUGGAAGCUAGAAGACAAGACGAGAGACUCUUCCUGCGACCUGCUAGCCCUAGAAGACCAUCUCAGGACAGCGGGCUCGACCUAGCGUUGUGUGGCUCGCCGCUCCUGGACAACAUGGAGUUGUUGCAAGAAGACGAGUCCUCGUUAGGACUUGGCCAACAGGGAAUGGAAAGUGCUCCGAGUCCUGGGGAAACUGUAGGGGAAGAAGACGCGAGGGUGCUGACCUUGGCGGAGCAGAUCAUCGCGGCGCUUCCAGAGAGGAUCAAGAGGGCCGAAAACGAUGCCUCGUCGCCGUCGUCGCCGCCUUCUCCGUCCCCGUUGCCACCCCUAGAAGAUGCCCUGAUGGAGCAAGUGCCCCUAGACUCUGGUGAACUCUUCGACUCCUACCGCGACUGCAGUGGAGGUGCAGCGUCGGUGUCAGACGCGGAUGCAGAUGCAAGUCCGUCGAGCCCGUCCAGCAGCUGCCUGACCCCGGACUCGCCGUCUCCACCACCUACCACCGCGGAUUUCUGCGAGUUCCUGCAGCUGCAGCUGCAACUGGACGGUGGGAACGGCCAGAAUGGACAGUACUCGUACGACGGUGGCGCCACCCGCGGUCUGGGAAGCGGCCUGGGUCCCGCAGGUGGUCCUGCAGGGGCGACCGGGAACGGGGACGGCGGCGAAGCCGAUCUCAGCAGGCUGACCCUGUCCGACCGGGAGCAGAGGGAGCUUUAUCAGGCCGCCAGGAUGAUCCAGAAGGCCUACAGGAACUACAAAGGCCGCCAACGUCAGGAAGAGGCCGAGCGACAUGCCGCCGUCCUCAUUCAGCAGUACUAUCGCCGGUAUAAGCAGUAUGCGUACUACAGACAAGCUACCAGAGCAGCUUUGGUCAUCCAGAGUAACUACCGAAGCUACAGGGCCAGGCCCGGGUCCAAUCCAAGGCAGCAAACCGUGCACCAGCAGGCAGCCCAUCAGGCUGCCCGGAAGAUUCAGCAGUUCAUGAGACAGUCCAAGAUCAAACUGCAGAACGCCAGGGCCGUCGCAAGCGGGAGCGGGAGGCAGCAGGGGCCCACUUCACGGGGGGCUGUUGCCCCCCAAAGCUCGCCCUCAUCUAGCCCAGGGGCCGGCCCAGUAGUCGCCAGCCCAGAAGCCACGUAGUCGAUUGUCAGCCAACUUCAGGAGGCAUCACUCUUGAGGAGAGGCGACGCCAGCGCACAUAGAGAGCCCUGGUACCGAGGCGUCCCGCCAGGGGCGUCCGAGUCGUUCUCUCUUGCGGCCGUCGACUACUCGCGGUCCUUCGCCAUGAUGGACGCCGAGCCACGUGACGCGGUUCUCAAACUAGCAAUCGCUACUCCUCGAGUCCACUGCGCGAAAUAUAGGUGCUAUUGUCGACCGCCGCACGUCGCCCUCGUCGCGCGCCCACCUCGAAACUUGGGAACCGCCUCACACGAGUCAUGGAGUACUUAGGGCGGAAUUACCUUCGGAUACUCUUGGGAUAUUUGGGAGGUCGUCCGGAAAUCUGGGAAUUGCUCGAAAAAACGCUGGCAUUCGCGAGUGGGCCGGAGUUAGGAUGUAACGGGGCGUUACAGGGUAGUCGGGGAAGCCGCCAUAUUGGAGGUCGCGGUCGCCAGUCGGAGCUUAAGAUGGCCGCCAUUGUGAUUCCCCGGCUGUAUUUCUAGUACCGGGGAAAAUGCGCGGCGGAUUCGCUGUUUCUUUGAGACGUUCGAGGGGAAAUGAGUUUUUGGAAGACGUUCACGUUCCUGGAUAGAAAAUGCUAGAGUUAAUAGGGUAUAGAGCUAUUAGGGUGUUCGCCAUAUUGAGGGGUGAUCUGUGAUUGGUCACUGGACUGCCGGACUCGGCCAAUCGGACGCGAUUGAUAAUCAAUAUGGCGAGACUGAGACGUCGCAUCGGCACUUUCUGGGGAGUUUCGGCGUUGGUGCCAUUUCUCGAGGCGUCUCCAGUGGGGAUUUCGAUUGUUUUCCCGGUUUUUCUUCUUAUGAAAUUUACGGCGCUGCCGGUCGUUGAUGUGGGGCGUGCAACUACAGGGUAGCUAGGGGAUUCGCCAUAUUGAAUGCGUUGCGAACCAGUGAUCGUUACCAAAUUUUUCUUACUUUCGCCGAACUUCCGGUUCUAGUUACAUUCUCGUUAGAGCGGAAACGGCCAAUCGGGUGCGAUUGAUAAUCAAUAUGGCGACCGAUAAGCAGCUUCGGCACCUUAUAACGAAUACGAGCACACGCGCGUCACCGGAAACGGAAUUCGAGGUUCCCUCUUUUGAACAAAGUCGAAUUUCUGGGAGAGAGUUGACGCUACUAAGUAACUAGGAAACACUAGGAUGCACUACAACAGGGUAGCUAGGCAAUUCGCCGUAUCGAGAGCGUCGAUAACCAGUGAUUGGCUCCUCUACUGGCCAAUCGGGCUCGACUGAGAUGUCGCUACUGUACUCCGCAACGUCGGAGCGGGAAAUUCAAAUCGCUCGCGGAAGGUUUCACCGAACGCUCCAGGCGAAUAAUUCGCUCCUCUCCGAGAAAAUAGUCGGUAGUAGUCCUCGCAAGAGGCGAGAAGUUCGUUUUCAACGAAUUGCACAUCGAGGAAGGAGACCUACGCGCCGGCAAACGGUUUUCAGACUAGUCCCGAUCUGGAUUAGGAAACAGCGAAGGAUUUCCAUCUACUCCGAAUUUCUAGGGAAAUCCAAACAAGGAAAGACGCGAGGCGAAGAUCCGCCAUAUUGGAAACUAAUCAAACGCAAUUAAAAUCCCGGUGGCGUGUACAUUAGUCCGUGCCACUCUACUUUCUCGCUUCCGUCGAUCGUUUCGUUGCGUUUUCUAUAAGCUAGUCCUAGUAAUUCCGAAUCGAUACAUUUUCUACGGCGUAUUUUAAUCUGUCCAGUAGACUUCAGUGAUAGAAAGUCGUGCCCUAGGUGCAAGAAUUUCGUCACUCGAGUUGUGCCGAUCCUUCUUGGCGUGCUAUUCGUAGGAAACAGUAUAACAGAGAAACGAGGCGGGAGGAAGGGAUUUUCGGGAUUCUGAGCGAGAGAGAGGGAGAGCAUGAGAGAGUGAAAGAGAAAGAGAGAAAAGAGGGAAAGUCCUCUGGCGGAAUCCCCCGAUAGUGCUGCCGUGCACCGGGCGCUUCGAGUAUUAGCGAUCUCUUCGACUUUUAGAUACCUAUACGUAUAAACCUAUUAUUAAGGGCUAUUUGAGCACCGUCAUCGAUUUAAUCUAUCAGUCUUUCUCGCUAGAGAGAGGAAACUUUCGAGGAUUCUUACGUCGUAGUAUUUUAAGCUAGUAUGAGAGAGGGAAAGAGAGAGGGCGCGCGCGAGCGCGCACAACAGGGGGAUUCCGCGCUUGCGCGGCUCUCUCGGCGUUUAAAAAAAAACAUUGUGAUAAAUCUAUGGUGAUCCAAGAAAGUAUUUCCGAGGUUUCGAUGCUACGAAUGCCGUCGGUCGAAGUGGCGCGUAGAAGGCGGACGGUGCGAACUUCAUGCGGCCCACCUUGGCGGUCCGAGCUUACGUCGAGUUUGCGCGCAAUUGCACCUGUAUUGCUCGCAUAUGCGACAGUGCACUGCAAUCGGAGCUGCGACUGACGUCACUGUGCUGCGAGCUUCCCGUGAAGGCUUCGAAUCACGAGACUAGCCCGGAAUUUCUCGGCGCAGCAUGUAGGGCGCGUUGCAGGCAACUACUCUCUGCGUGGCUACAAAAACGGUUUUAUCUGACAAUCGGAGCGACAUAUAGAAAAACGUUUCUAACAAACAUUCCGCGGGACAACGUAAGCGGCAACUUUUGUCUGAGCCGUUUUUCUACAUAGUGCACGGGAGAGGCGGAAAUCUGGGACAUGCAGAGCGUACUCGCCGACUCGCCCGGCGUUCGCCAUAUCGGAUCGCCGAGAUCCACAGCACAGUGGCGUCAUUUUCCGCGGCCUGACAAUGAAAUCCGACGUGUCAGACUUGCGAGCCUCUUGAUUCAAAUACGAACUAAUUAGGGUUAAUGUAAAUCUUACAAUUUAGACCUUACGAGUGGUCGAGUCGUGGCGACUGUCCCGCGUCCUAAAAAAAGGGGCGACGAACGACCACUGUGAUCGUUUGCAUCCUCGGGGUACACGCAGUUCCGGGGACGGAUUUUUGUGCAUCCCCAUGCGGGGAAUUCUGGUGACUUUUACAGUCCGCCUUUUACGACGGGAACGGACCUUUCGUCCGGCUAGGAUGGAAGAUCAGCCCGCUGCGUAACUUAACCGCAAAAACUAGUGUCCGUUGGCAUCGCACGGAGCGCACUUUCUCGUUCUUCCGACCUCGUAGAGCCGCUUAAUCGUAAUCUCGCGUAAUUCUUGAGAACUUGUAACCUAUUACGAAACACAUCCGCGCUGUGACGAUGGCACCCCCUGGCGGAGGCCGACGUAAGCGCGGAGCGUCCUAGGCGAGCGCUAGGGAAAAUUGUACACACGAGUCAAUUCCAACGAGCAUUUUCAUGCCACUAAGCUUAAAGAAUUAUUAGUUAUUAAAGAAAGAGAAAGCAGGAGGUAACGGCGACACGAUGGAAAGAGAGACGAGUACAUAGAGUACACUCAUGCAUAUAUACUGACGCGCAUGCGUGUCGAUCAACAUUCGAGACGAGGCCACACAUGGAGACAGAAUUCCACACACAUACACACACACACGUACACACUUUCAAUCAUUGUUAAUUAAUUCGUCACGAUCCUAUCGAUACUUAAAGAGAGGCGAGAGAGCGAGUAAAUAUUAUUAUUAUACACGAACUACUAUUGUAUUCAUAUUUUUGCUUAUUACGACUUUUUAAGAAUCUAUCGAGGAGGGUCUAGUUAGAAAACGAGCCGCAAGGGAACGCCCCAUGUGCGAUGUGUAGAAGUGGAAACUCCCUAGGAAGGGGGACACCUCUAUUGAGGACGCUUGCAAGAAGUAACUAGACUUCGUUUAUUUCAUUUUAUUCUGAUAUUCUGAUUUGUUGGUGGAUUCUCGGUUCAGACGUUCUUAUUGCGAAAAAAAUUAUUGGGCCCGCGUUUUCUAGACUGCAGGGUUCAGGGAUUAUCGAAGCGACCUCAAUAGUGGAAUCACUCUAAUAUUCAUGCAAACCGACGGAAGUUUCUAGAACUGCACACGGAUCAUCGUGGGGCGCGCAGAUCGCGCUCCAUGCGGCCGUAGUUUGCCGAGCGCGGCGAAAUCGAGCUUCGAGCCUCGCGUGAUAUACUUAAUUAAUCGAAAUACAGUAACGAUAACUUAACGGAGGACUUAAGGGACAUUAAGGGAGAGGCUUAUUAGUCGGGAGUUGGUAAAAAAAAAAGAAAUCAUACCGAGGCAAAAGCGACUCUGACUGCGGCGCGCUUUGCGCAAACAGUACUACUUUUCGCUUAAGGGAUUUAAAAAGUAGAUUCAGGAGUAAUAAAUAAUUAACUAAAUCAAUGAAUAAAUAAAUAAAAGAGGGAACCGAGGGAGGCGUCGGUUUGUAGAGCCAGAAUCGCCUCUCUGCCGAGACUUAAUGAAAAGGACUUAGAGAGCAGCACUUUUAGUCGGGCCUCUUCGGGCGAGAAAACUCGUCCUCUUCGACCUCUUCUUCGGGUUCUUGCAAAAUUCCCCGUAUAUUUUUUUACGCGUCCAACGGUUGUCCCCGGAGGUUGCGAUGCGAAAUUGGUCGUCCGAUUCUAACCUCUCUCUCUCUCUCUCUCUCUCUCUCUCAUUGCUAGAGAUUAACAGCGAAGGAAAGACGACGACUUUUCUUCCCGAGUGCGCGCCCGUGAACUUCCGUCUCGACCUCGCGGCGAGUAGUUAACCUCACUUUCUCAUUAGCGACUAACUAGUCUAAAGGAAACAUCCUUAAUCCCGUUUGCGGGGCUGCCAUCUGUCGGAGGUCGGCCGUACGAUCCGGCCUUUGGCGAGACUGGCAGCUUUUUUGGGAUAACAACCCGCGACGGAUCCACUUUUUCGCUUUUUGAAUCGCGACGAGGACUCGCGGGAGGCCAGGGGAGAGUGCUGAUAAAAUAACGAAGUAAAUCCAAGUGGAAAAAAAAAUAUACAUAUAUAUAUCCAUAUAUCUCUACGAGAAACUCGCUAGGGUAGGCGCUUCACGGUACAUAAAUCUUCUCAAGACACCUCAAGGGGUGAAUUAUUCUCAAGUAAAUCAAUUAAACGAUGAAUAAACAAGCGACUUAAAGGGUUGACACCGGCGUCAUCGAGGAAGUUAAGAGGAAGCCCAGGAGACACUUGCGGCAGGAAUUUCAAAAGUCCUCGAACUCGUCCCCAUUUUGAGAAUUAUUAUCCUUCUGGGGACACUUUCUGGUGUUUUUAAGGUCUACCGGUUCCUUCUUUCUUCCCGAUGCGCCGGCGGGCUUUUCGAACGAGGGAAAAGUGACGAAGUUGGGAAUGCGAAAGCCGAGGGUCAAAGACGACUAGAUAUCAUAGGAGCCGCAUGGCCUAACUGCUGCCACAUUGAAUUAAAAAUUGAUUAAUUGUAAACUUUACUACUAUCCGAUUAACGAGUCGAUAUAAACAAGUCAGUGGCCUUCCGGCCACAUUUCAAGCUACUCUUAGAGGUUUGCAAUCGAAUACAAAAAUCGUAGGUAGUCUCUAUUCCCCGUUUCCCACUUCCUCGAGGCGGGGACGAGAAUAUACACUCGCUAGAGAUUAUCGCGCUCCGAAGAAUAUAUCUCUGGGGUAAUAUGCCCGGAAUAUAUUGCGAUGCGUCCCAUAAGUCCUGUCGAGCUCGCCGAGAUCGAGUAUUGUUGCUGGCGGAGGUUUAAACAAAUUAUUCCCGGAGUCCUUUCGACUUCCAGGCGAGAUUCGCCGAGACCGAGGCGGUCGGAACUGCCUAGUUAUUCAUUUAUAAUUGUUAAGAGCCGUGGUUUUGUUUAUAAGAAAAUUGUCUCUUUAAAUAGAUCGUUAGGACCUCGGUGAAGAACGUUAAUUUAGCCGAAUUGUUCCUCCCCGUAUAGGCAUAAUGUAUCGUCCGUGAUAUUUGUUAUCUGUUGGGUGUUUGAAUAGUGCAAAUUAUGCCGUUCCAUUGGUGGACAUUAAGUUUACGGAAGUUGAUUAGUCGUUGUUGUAUAUUAAUCGUUGAAUCGUUAAUCGCGCCAAGUACGGAUCGCCGCGGUUCAAGGGUCCGUACCGAGCUGCGCUAUUAAUUAUUAAGUAAUUCAUUUUUUAAUCGGUAUCGUGAUUGUACAUACGGAUAUUAUUCUCACUCAGUCCCGUUGAAUGUGUUAAGGUUCGGUAUUUCGACGUAGCGUAUGACAGGAGACAAUUGUUGUCAAAUAAUCGACUCCUGUAACGCGUUCGAGUUUUAACGGUCAUUUUUAAAACUCCCCGGGAGAAGGAGAAGGGACUACUUUAGUCAUGGAAACAGUGAUUACCACGCUUGUCACGAAAUAAUCAUUAAAUUCAUUUAAUAAAUUGUCCCGCUAAUUUCCUAGGCUAACAAAAUUGCGUAUAACUGAGAGCCAGUUCCUGGCAACGCGUGUAAAUAUCCAAGAUGGAGUAAAAGUGGGUACAUCGAUAAUGAUUCUUUCAUUUCUUCUUUUUCUUCGUUUUCCCCAAAUAAUUUCGGAAAACUGCAAGGAAAAUCCAGGCAACAGGAAAUCUCGGCAAAGGGAGCUCGACAUUUCCUAUCGGACGCAUCCGCUCGCCGCCAUUGAUCUCGAUUUUCGGAAUUUAGGGAAUCUCAAAAAAACCCGCUCACCCGAAAUCCAAGAUGGCGCCGAGCGGAACUCGUACGCUACGCAUACCUGCUACUUUAGAGUUUACACAAAUCGCAAACGAUAAACAGGCUCCAUCUCUUGUAAUAUUUUUAUUA